AUGUCGUACAACAAUACUUACUACAACGACAGCUCUGGCACUCAGGAUCCCAAUGCCGAGUGCAAGGUCCGGUGCAGUACGACGCCACUGGUCAGCCUCUUUAGAGCGCCGAUCAGCAGUACUCCCCCAACGCCGGAGCCUCGCACCCAGCCGAGGCCGGCCAUGAAGACCACCUAUGGCCUACUUACCGUGGCCAUUUUCACGAGAAUGCCCUCGAGUCCCUCGAGGGCCUGCGUCCGCGCCGUGACAGGAGGUACCACUGCCAAGACACCCAGACCGGAUCCGGCGACUGCACUGAGUCGUGCGAAAACAGAUCGCUUCUCAAGUAUGCACCAAGGAGGCAGCUCUUUCAAAAAAGAAGAAAUCUCCUCUAACCCCUCCCUGCACCUCAGGGUCCACGUCAAGCCCGUCGUCUGCCCGUUCAUGUUCAGCCCCAUCACGCCUCAGUGCGACCGCAGGACGGCGGGGCAGGGCGACAUGAAGCGGCACGUCCUUGCCCACCACCGCGCCUGGGCCGAAAGGAAGGGACUGGUGGAUGGGGAGCACGUGUGCCCGCAUUGUGGUGACGAUUUCACGCGGAGCGACAACUUGACUAGGCACAUUCGGAAUACGCACCGGUAG
This is a messenger RNA of Pyricularia oryzae 70-15, 621 nucleotides long. RefSeq lists its product as uncharacterized. The transcript has 3 exons. Lineage: Eukaryota; Fungi; Ascomycota; Sordariomycetes; Magnaporthales; Pyriculariaceae. The coding region runs from base 1 to 621 and encodes 206 amino acids. The record is from RefSeq and is a predicted model, not a curated record.